Molecule: messenger RNA, 2232 nt
Organism: Neltuma alba
Lineage: Eukaryota; Viridiplantae; Streptophyta; Magnoliopsida; Fabales; Fabaceae
Exons: 8
Coding region: 1-1725 (574 amino acids)
Source: RefSeq, a predicted model, not a curated record
AUGGCAAGGAAUUUGGUGUUGCAAAUCUGCAAUGGCACAAAGCUGCCAUGGAUUGAUUUGGAUUGUUCCCCAAAUGAAGGAGUCCAAAACCAACCAACCAAAGUCUCUUCCUUUUCCUCUGGGUCUCUCUUUUCCAUGGCUUCCUCUGCAUCUUCUUCUUCGCUCCUGAAGCUAAUUUACAUAGCCAUAAUCCUCACAUCGCUUUUGAGCCUGCAAGUUUGGUCCUUCAAGUCCCCAUUUCACCCGCAAGACUUGCUUCCUCUGUUGCCCAGACAGGUGUCCUGGCCUAUCCUCAACUCCCUCCACAAUGCCGUCGAUCUUCUUCCGUCAUUCGUCGGCGCCGUUUCGUCCCCCGAAAAUGCCCUGGAGUGGAAGGGCUCGUGCUUCUCCGAGAACAGGGCUUGGAUGGAGUUUCACAACGAUAGCGGCACCGAAUUCGGUGGCGGAACACUUCAUAUCAAGGUUAGCAAAGCUCAUAGUUGGACAUGUAUUGAUCUUUAUGUCUUUGCGACCCCAUAUCGUGUAACAUGGGAUUAUUAUUUCCUAUCCCGGGAGCAUACACUAAAUUUCAAAGAAUGGGAAGGGAAAGCAGAGUAUGAGUAUGUCAAAAAUAGAGGGGUUUCAAUUUUCCUCAUGAAAGCUGGAAUGUUUGGGACCCUUAGAGCACUUUGGGAUGUCUUCCCCUUAUUUACAAAUACUGGGUGGGGUGAGAAGGCAAAUCUUGGAUUUUUGAAUAAGCACAUGGGAGCUUCUUUUGUUGCACGCCCUGAGCCAUGGGUUACAAAUGUCAGUGCUGAUGACAUUCACUAUGGAGAUUUCCUUGCGGUUUCAAAAAUUCGAGGCCGCUGGGGUGCAUUUGAGACUCUGGAGAAGUGGGUCAGUGGAGCAUAUGCUGGUCACACUGCCGUUUGCUUAAGGGAUUCUGAUGGAAAGCUCUGGGUUGGGGAGUCAGGACACGAAAACGAAAAGGGAGAAGAUAUUAUUGCUAUAUUACCGUGGGAGGAAUGGUGGGAAUUUGAAGUGAAUAAAGACGAUGCCAACCCUCAUAUUGCCCUUCUUCCUUUGCACCCUGACAUGCGUGCCAAGUUUAAUGAAACUGCUGCAUGGGAGUAUGCUCGAAGCAUGGAUGGCAAGCCAUACGGUUACCAUAACAUGAUUUUCAGCUGGAUAGACACGAUAAGUGGGAACUAUCCUCCCCCCUUGGAUGCUCAUUUGGUUGCUUCCGUUAUGACAGUAUGGAAUCAGAUCCAACCUGAAUAUGCUGCCAACAUGUGGAAUGAAGCCUUGAACAAACGACUUGGAACUAAAGGACUUUCCCUCCCUGAAAUAUUAGUAGAAGUUGAAAAGCGAGGAUCAUCAUUUGCUGAACUGAUGACUAUUCCAGAACAGGAUGACUGGAUUUACAGUGAUGGGAAGUCAACUUCCUGUAUCGCUUUCAUUCUAGAAAUGUACAAGGAAGCUGGAUUGUUUGAUCCAAUUGCUAGCUCUAUUCAGGUGACAGAGUUUACGAUAAAAGACGCUUACAUACUCAACUUUUUCGAGGAUAAUUCAAGUCGCUUGCCAAAAUGGUGCAACAGCGAAGACACUGUGAAGCUGCCAUAUUGUCAGAUUAAAGGGAAGUAUAGAAUGGAACUGCCUGGAUACAACAGCGUGCAACCAUAUCCUCAUAUGAAUGAACGGUGCCCUUCGCUGCCUCCAAAGUACCUUAGAUCAGAGAACUGUUAGAUGCUCCCAAUUCUUUCCACCUCCCUUGGGGUUGAUUGAUUGUUUCAUCAGAUCAUUGUUCCUCUAGAAUUUUUGGACAGUGUAGAGUUUGGAUCUUCGACAUCUUUGUCUUCUGUUCUUUUCUCAUCAAUUUCAAAGAGAGAUAGACAAAGAAUAUAUAGAACUCACUUAAGUGGUGGGGUCUAUUUGAAUGUGUGGAACUCAUUUGUGUGAUGGGUUCUAUAUAGUUAUGUCUAUUUCAUUUUGAAACUGAGAGUGGGAUAAAAAGAAUAGAGAGGAUCCAAGGUCUAGUUUAUAUGCAUGAUUUUAGAAAAAAUGCAAAUUUAGUUGAACAAUAAAUUUUAUCAAAUCAUGCACGUCAUUCGAUUUAUCGUUGUAGCUAGAUUAAACAUGAUGUAAAUAGAUGGGAUGUGAAAACUUGUAUCAUAUGAAACCCAUAUUUCAUGUAUUGACUCUUCAUAUUUCCGUUCGAGCAUUCCAGCUUUGGUAGCCAUUGAGCGAAGCCCA